Messenger RNA from Teleopsis dalmanni, 1347 nucleotides. RefSeq lists its product as uncharacterized. The record is from RefSeq and is a predicted model, not a curated record. Gene Ontology annotation, cellular component: membrane. The transcript has 2 exons. The coding region runs from base 1 to 1347 and encodes 448 amino acids. Lineage: Eukaryota; Metazoa; Arthropoda; Insecta; Diptera; Diopsidae. Gene Ontology annotation, molecular function: ligand-gated monoatomic ion channel activity.
AUGUUAACAUAUUUUCCAUAUGGUAUUGCUGGUUGUCAUAUCACUAAGUCAGUGAUAAUCAAUCGUUAUGAUGAGCAUAAAUUAGAGUGGGAACAUGAGAAUUACUUUCCAGAGAAAUUAAAAAAUUUUUAUGGCUGUAAAUGGAUGUGGGCUACUCAGGAAGAUAUGCCUUAUUCGGCAUUUGAGCGUGAUGUCAAUAAAAAUAUUGUUGCUUACAAGGGAAUUGAAGGACAGUUAUUCAACUUCAUGAGCAGAAACUUAAAUUUUUCUAUAGAAGUCCAAGAGGUUAACUUUAAUAAAGUCUUGGAUGGUGCACAAUAUGCUGAAAUGCUUCUUCAGUAUCCAGAAUACGUGUUUGGUGGUUUGCACUAUAAAGCAGAUUUAUGGAGAAACGCAACAUUCUCUCAAUCAUUUAAUUUCUUUUUAAGCCAUUUUUUUGUGGUCACCAAUCUUCCCAGCUUUGAUUCAAGCAUUGAAAAAUUGUUGUUUGCUUUUCAAACAUCCGCGUGGUUACUAAUUGGAACCUGUUAUAUUCUUGCUAGUAUAUUUAUUUUCAUUUACGGUAAUCUAAACGCAAAGUGGCGUGAAGUAGUUAUGGGCCACAGGAACACUGUGCCUCAUUAUAAUCUAUUUGUUAUUGCAAUGGGGUCGAGUAGUGUGGCAGCUGUACCACGUCGAAACUUUGCACGGUUUUUGCUUAUUAUUUGGUUGCUAGCCACUCUUGUAUUACGCAGCAUUUAUCAAGCCAGAAUGUACCAAAUGUUAAGAGAUAAAACGUUUCAUAAUCCACCAAAGACAAUAGCUGAUGCUCUCUCCGGAGAUUACGUUUUGCAAACAAUACCAAGUACGAAUGCGGUUUUUCGAAAUUUACCAACACCAAAGCAACAAGUAUUCUUAAAUGAAACGGAAAAAAAUAUAUUGAUUGCAAUGGGCUAUUCACAGGAACCAAAAGCUCUCGUUACAGCAUAUGAAUAUUAUGGAUAUAUACGUAAGAUGAAUUUAAUAAAUCAUAGGUUACACUUGGUUAAACAGCGAAUUUUAACCAAGCAAUUAGUUUAUUUUGUACGAAAAAAUUCACAUUUAUUGUUUGAAAUCAAUAUGCAGAUCCUAACAGCACAAACGUAUGGAUUUAUGGACAAAUGGAUUCGUGAGAUUGUGCAAUACGAUCGUAUAUUAGGUAGCCCAAAAACCAGUGCCUCUAAAGAAAAUGCAAAAAACUUUGUAAUCGAAAGAACAGCAAAUGUGUUAGCCUUGCAGGAGUUGGAGGCUGUUUUUAUUGCUUUAGUAUUAUUGCAUGGAUGCUCUAUUGUAGUAUUUAUAUUAGAAAUAUAUUUAUUUCGUAAUUAA